AUGCUUGCAACCCGUCGUGCGCCUGCGCACAAUGUUGCUCGCUAUGUGACCAACAACGUUGCCUCCGCAUCGACGCAGUACGGCCGGACUGCAGCCUACCGACGGUUAAACACCCUUUCUACUCUAGCUCAACGAACAACUCGGUCUCCGGCAUCAAUACGAUCGAGGACCGAUUUUAAUCAGCAUGUUCCGCCACACUUCUCCCUCCUAGCCCGAUCUUUUCACAGCUCUCUCCUCCGAGCACAAGAAGCCAAGCCCAAAGAAGAUAUCAAGGAUCCUCCACGGCCGGAUACUACAGAGCAGAAGGCCGACGAGGCCAAAUCCGAAGAACCAAACGGCGAGAAGUCUGAAGAGGGCAAGCAAGAGGGCAAGGAGGGUAAAAAAGAUCAAGCUCCGCCACCACCUCACGGCGACAAGUCCCCAUGGCAGGUCUUCACUCAGACGCUACGUAGCGAGUUCAAGGCCUCUCAGGAAUGGCAGGAUUCCACAAAACAGUUAGCCGGUGAAGUCAAAGCCUUUAAUGAGUCCGAGAGCGUGCGAAGAGCGCGAGAGGCGUCUGAGGCUGUCACCGGCGGGGCCUCGAAGGUUAUCAAAGGCACUGGACGAGCUCUUGGGCAAGGCGCAUCCUGGACGUGGAACACUUCGGCCGUGCAGGGCGUGCGUGCUGGAGUCAACGCCGCGGGUCGAGGCAUCGAAAAAGCGAGUAGACCCAUUCGCGAUACACAGGCUUUCAAGGACUUGUCGGACGCCAUUGAUGAUGGCAGUAGUGCGCGCUACGGCGGUUGGACUGAAAAAGAAGAAAGGAGGCGGCUGCGCGAGCAGCGAGAAAAGGCCGGUCCAGCCGGGCAAAAGCCUGUCGAGCCCAUGGUCGAGGAUCCAAAUGCCGGCACCAACGUCACAGUCCACAAAGACUCGGCCUGGAAAGAGUCGUGGAACGAGUUCAAGAACAACUCAAAGGUCGUGCAAGGACUCUUCAAUAUGAAGAACACCUACGAAGAAUCCGAGAACCCUCUCAUCUCCACCGCUCGAUCAAUCGGCGACCGCGUGGCUGGCUUCUUCGCAGAAAACGAGACUGCCCGAGUCAUCAAGAAAUUCCGUGAGAUCGACCCCAACUUUCAGCUCGAGCCCUUCCUGCGAGAUAUGCGCGAAUACAUGCUCCCCGAGGUACUCGAUGCAUACGUCAAGGGUGAUGUCGAGACACUGAAGCUGUGGCUGUCGGCGGCGCAGUUCCAGGUGUACACCGCGCUGAUGGAGCAGUACACCAAGGCCGGUCUCAAGUCGGACGGCAAGAUCUUGGAUAUCAGGCACGUCGACAUUCUGAAUGCGCGUAUUUUGGAGCCUGGUGAUAUUCCGGUGUUCAUCAUUACGUGCAGAACGCAGGAAGUGCAUGUCUAUCGAAACAAAAAGACGCAAGAGCUUGCCGCCGGUAUGGAGGAUAAAGUGCAGCUUGUCACCUACGCCAUUGGUGUGACGAGGCUACCCGAGGAAGUCAACAACCCAGAAACCAGAGGCUGGAGAAUGAUCGAGCUGCAGAAGGCGGCGAGGGACUAUAUCUGA
Cyphellophora europaea CBS 101466 is the source of this 1557-nucleotide messenger RNA. RefSeq lists its product as uncharacterized. Gene Ontology annotation, cellular component: mitochondrial inner membrane. Gene Ontology annotation, molecular function: protein-folding chaperone binding. The record is from RefSeq and is a predicted model, not a curated record. The coding region runs from base 1 to 1557 and encodes 518 amino acids. Gene Ontology annotation, biological process: protein import into mitochondrial matrix. NCBI's taxonomy places the organism in Eukaryota, Fungi, Ascomycota, Eurotiomycetes, Chaetothyriales, Cyphellophoraceae. The transcript has 2 exons.